UCCAGACCCGGACCAACCUUGGGGAAAAGGGUGCGAUGGAGGCAGGCUCCCGGGUCUGGCGAUAAGCGGCGAUGGAGGCCUGGCCUCUUGGACCAGAGGGCGGAGGGCUUCUGGUGAUCGGGUGUCCGAUCCCUGCCAUUCUCCUUUCUCGCUCUCACCGCACCUUUGAUGACUUGUCCAGUGCUGGUCUCCUCCUGCAAAUUCGGAGGGUGCGGUGAUGCCUUCCCAAAUACGGUCCACGCGCAAGGUCUGGUAGUAAAUGUUUGUUGAGACUCUGAAUGAAUGGUCAGGCCUGGGGGACAAGAGCCAGAUGUCUUAGAUCUAGGCACUCCCAUUCCUCUUGGCCGAGAGCUAAGAGCCGAGAGGGCAAGCUGAUGGCCUCUUUGUGAAGUGGGAGGCAGUAUCAGAGGAGGAAUGAUUGAACACAGCCUGUCACUGUGCUACCACAACAAACUCAUCUUAGCCCCUAUGGUUCGGGUAGGCACUCUCCCAAUGCGGCUGCUGGCCCUGGACUAUGGAGCAGAUAUUGUGUACUGUGAGGAGCUGAUUGAUCUCAAGAUGCUUCAGUGCAAGAGAGUUGUUAAUGAGGUGCUGAGCACAGUGGACUUUGUUGCUCCUGAUGACCGAGUAGUCUUCCGCACCUGCAAAAGAGAACAGAGCAGGGUUGUCUUCCAGAUGGGGACUUCAGAUGCAGAGCGAGCCCUUGCUGUGGCCAGACUUGUGGAAAAUGAUGUGGCUGGGAUUGAUGUCAACAUGGGCUGCCCAAAAGAGUAUUCCACCAAGGGGGGAAUGGGAGCUGCUCUGCUGUCAGACCCUGACAAGAUUGAGAAGAUCCUCAGCACUCUUGUUAAAGGGACUCGCAGACCUGUGACCUGCAAGAUUCGCAUCCUGCCCUCGCUGGAAGAUACCCUGAGCCUUGUGAAGCGGAUAGAAAGGACUGGCAUUGCUGCCGUUGCAGUUCAUGGGAGAAAGCGGGAAGAAAGACCUCAGCACCCUGUAAGCUGUGAAGCCAUCAGAGCCAUUGCUGAAACCCUCUCCAUUCCUGUCAUAGCCAACGGAGGAUCUCAUGACCACAUCCAAGAAUAUUUGGACAUAGAGGAUUUUCGACAAGCCACAGCAGCCUCUUCAGUGAUGGUGGCCCGAGCCGCCAUGUGGAACCCAUCCAUCUUCCUCAAGGAGGGUCUGCGACCCCUGGAGGAGGUCAUGCAGAAGUACAUUCGAUACGCUGUGCAGUAUGAAAACCACUACACCAACACCAAGUAUUGCUUGUGCCAGAUGCUACGAGAACAGUUGGAGUCGCCCCAGGGAAGGUUGCUCCAUGCCGCCCAGUCUUCCCAGGAAAUUUGUGAGGCCUUUGGCCUUGGUGCCUUUUACGAGGAGAUGACACAAGAGCUGAAUGCCCGGCGGGCUGAGUUCUUAGCCAGGACCCCAGAGGCAGCGGGGGAACCAGCUGAAGACACCUCUGGUAUCAUUAAGAUGGCUGUCAAGUUUGACCGGAGGGCAUACUCACCCCAGAUCACCCCCAAGAUGUGCCUGCUGGAGUGGUGCCGGAGGGAGAAGUUGGCGCAGCCUGUGUAUGACACGGUUCAGCGCCCCCUGGAUCGCCUCUUCUGCUCUGUUGUGACUGUUGCUGAGCAAAAGUACCAGUCCACCUUGUGGGACAAGUCUAAGAAAUUGGCAGAGCAGGCUGCGGCCAUCGUCUGUCUGCGGAGCCGGGGCCUCCCUGAAGGUCGGCUGGGUGAAGACAGCCCCUCCUUGCACAAGCGCAAGCGGGAAGCCCCUGACCAAGAUCCUGGGGGUCCCAGAGCUCAGGAGCCAGCAGUGCCUGGGAAGCUGUGCAAGAAGCCCUUUGUGGCCUUGGGAAGUGGUGAAGAGAGCCCCCUGGAAGGCUGGUGAACAUUGUCCCUACCUUGGCCAUCCCCCUUAGGGGCCUGGCCGUAAGUUGGCUGUGGGUGCAAAGCAUGAAUCUGAUGCCAUUGGACAAAUUGCUGACUAUUCCUGGCAGGAGUUAAGAGGUCCUGGCCUGGUCCAUCAGCCUGAACCAAAGGGUUCCUAGGGUGCACAUCUUCUUUGGUGGAUCUGAGUAACAGGGCCAAGUUCCUAGUGACCUCAGUAUUUUCUUUGAAAACAGGAACUUUUUGGGUGGCACCUCCUCAACUUGACAUUGGUACAGUGCAAUAAAGACACCUCUACCCUUA
This is a messenger RNA of Felis catus (domestic cat), 2198 nucleotides long. RefSeq names its product dihydrouridine synthase 2 (gene DUS2). Lineage: Eukaryota; Metazoa; Chordata; Mammalia; Carnivora; Felidae. Gene Ontology annotation, biological process: tRNA dihydrouridine synthesis. The record is from RefSeq and is a predicted model, not a curated record. Bases 415 to 1896 code for a protein of 493 amino acids. Gene Ontology annotation, molecular function: flavin adenine dinucleotide binding; tRNA binding; tRNA dihydrouridine synthase activity. The transcript is spliced from 16 exons. Gene Ontology annotation, cellular component: cytoplasm.